AUGUCGUUUGUUAACGUUUUGAUUUCGGCUGUGCAGCCCGAAGUCGUGCAGUGGCGUCGCCACAUUCACGAGAACCCCUAUCUGGCCUACGAGGAGCAGCCGACCGCAGACUACGUGGCGAGCGUCCUCACGGCAAUGCCGGCACCCCUUGAGAUACGGCGACUGACGCCGAACAGUGUUAUCGCUGACCUCCGCGGAGGAGCCGGAGAGGGACCCAUUUACGCACUGCGUGCUGACAUGGAUGCGCUUCCAUUGCAGGAAGAGAGUGGCGAGCCUUUUAGCUCGAAGCGGCCUGGCGUGAUGCAUGCCUGCGGUCACGAUGCACACACAGCUAUGCUGCUUGGAGCCGUGAAGGUUCUGUGCCAAGUGAAGGACAAGAUUCGUGGCACAGUUCGGUUUAUCUUCCAGCACGCGGAGGAGGUGAUUCCGAGUGGUGCAAAGCAGCUUGUACAACUUGGUGUGCUUGAGGGCGUUAAAAUGAUUUUUGGACUUUCUGUUGAUGUCACGAAACCGUCAGGCACGGUUUUUUGUAAAAGUGGCGUGAUGAUGGGGGCCUGUAAUGACUUUGACAUCGUGAUCAAGGGUGCUGGUGGGCAUGCAUCCCAGCCGGAGCUGUGUACCGACCCCAUCGUGAUUGCCGCCGAAGUGGUCAUGGGCCUGCAGACAAUUGUGUCGCGUCGCAUCGGGGCACUGACGGCUCCAGUUCUCAGCGUGACGACAUUUCACGGUGGAACGGGAAGCUACAACGUGAUACCCGACACGGCGCACCUGCGAGGUACGCUGCGUUGCCUGGACCGUGAUGUACAGGCACUUGUUCCCGGUUUGAUGGAAGAGAUUGUUGCCGGGAUUGCGAAGGCGCAUGGAGCUCAGCAUGAGAUCAGUUGGCUGGAGCCCAACAUUGUAACGUACAACGACCCGGCGGCCUAUGAAAUUGUUAGGAAUGUUGCGCAGCGGGUAAUUGAUGGGGUUUCUUUUAUUGACCUCUCGACUGCAAUGAUGGGUGUGGCGGACUUUGCGGAGUAUGGGUCUGUAGUACCGGGAUGUUUGUUUUGGCUUGGAGUGGGGGAUAGUAGUAGGAGCUCCACAAGUAACCACAACUACAGCUCACGGUAUUGCAUGAGUGAGACGGCCAUGGAAGGGGGUGUCAAAAUGCAUGUGGGGUUGGUGGCCGCACUGUCUAUGUCGGAUGGAACUUUUGCUGGUUAG
Trypanosoma cruzi is the source of this 1206-nucleotide messenger RNA. RefSeq names its product aminoacylase, putative. The record is from RefSeq and is a predicted model, not a curated record. Lineage: Eukaryota; Euglenozoa; Kinetoplastea; Trypanosomatida; Trypanosomatidae. The transcript has a single exon. Bases 1 to 1206 code for a protein of 401 amino acids. Gene Ontology annotation, molecular function: hydrolase activity.